UGCGCCGCUCCUGCUGUCGGCAGGCCUGGAGGAGGAGGAGGAGGAAGAGGAGGAGGAGAAGGAGAAGGAGGAGGAGGGUUGCUUUUCCCCUCUCCUUGAGAUCCUAGUCCGGCAGGUACAUCCUCACGGAGGUACUGGCGACCUGUUUGUCGUGCAGAAAUUCUUUCUAUAUGGAUCAGCCUUCUAGUGAUGGUGAAACUGGAAGAAGACCACUCUGAGCAAACCCAGGAUGAAUCGGGUGCCAGGUGAUGCAGAAAAUGCUCACAGUAGCAGUGUGGAAUCUUGUCCUUCCUUGCGGGAUGUCCACUCCAUCAACCCAGCGCAGCUGAUGGCAAGGAUUGAGUCAUAUGAAGGCAGAGAGAAGAAAGGCAUAUCGGAUGUCAGACGGACUUUCUGUUUGUUUGUAACAUUUGAUCUCUUAUUCAUAACCUUGCUGUGGAUAAUAGAAUUAAAUGUAAAAGGAGGCAUUGAGACUACCUUAGAGAAAGAAGUCCUACAUUAUGACUACUCUUCUUCAUAUUUUGAUAUAUUUCUACUGGCAGUCUUUCGAUUUAAGGUGUUAAUACUUGCAUAUGCAAUGUGCAGACUGCGCCAUUGGUGGGCAAUAGCUUUUACAACAGCAGUGACCAGUGCCUUUUUAUUAGCAAAAGUAAUUAUUUCACAGCUGUUCUCACAGGGUGCUUUUGGCUAUGUGCUGCCCAUCAUAUCCUUCAUACUUGCCUGGAUUGAAACUUGGUUCCUGGACUUUAAAGUGUUACCACAAGAAGCUGAAGAAGAAAACAGAUUUUUGAUAGCACAGGAUGCUUCUGAACGAGCAGCUCUUCUUCACCCAGGAGUCCUCUCUGACGGGCAGUUCUAUUCUCCUCCUGAAUCUGUAGCAGGAUCUGAUGAAGACUCGGAAGAAAAACAAGACAGUGAAAAACCGAUUGUAUAGCAAAUAUGAGAAAGCAGAAAGAAAAUCUUGGAAGGAAGUUGUUGGGCUUUGGAAACUGGCAACCGAGUCUGUGGCUGACUUGCUGGUGGAGCUGCUGACAGGAGAAUUUACUCCUUAGAAAGUAAAGGGAAUGGUUCCCAUGUACUGUAAUACCUCAUGAAGAUGUACUUUGUUGACAUAUGUAUAUUAGGUUGCCUCCCAGGUGGUAUGAAAGUAUUCGUCCACAAUGUAUUUUAUUAUUCCGUGAUUCCUGAAGUUGAUCUUCUAAUGACUAGGUAAUUACUGGAAAGUGUUGUCUUGUGUACCUAAUCAAGAGACUGGUAAUAUAAUGAAGUAAAACUUCUCUGUCGUGGAAGUAUAUUUAAUAAUUGUUGGGGCUCACUAGAUAAAAUUAUUUUAUGUUAUUGCAAUUUGUCAUUAGUUUUAUGUUUACUUUUUUUUUUAACUCCAUGCAUUUUCUUUUUUUUUUAAUGGAUAUGUUCACUUUCUAAAAUAAAGAUGUUAAAACAUG
Myiozetetes cayanensis is the source of this 1445-nucleotide messenger RNA. It is a transcript of the gene STARD3NL, whose product is annotated as STARD3 N-terminal like. Lineage: Eukaryota; Metazoa; Chordata; Aves; Passeriformes; Tyrannidae. The transcript has 9 exons. The coding region runs from base 230 to 934 and encodes 234 amino acids. The record is from RefSeq and is a predicted model, not a curated record.